Messenger RNA from Lolium rigidum, 669 nucleotides. Its product is annotated as protein H2A.7. Gene Ontology annotation, cellular component: nucleosome. The transcript is spliced from 2 exons. Gene Ontology annotation, molecular function: DNA binding; structural constituent of chromatin; protein heterodimerization activity. The record is from RefSeq and is a predicted model, not a curated record. The coding region runs from base 61 to 462 and encodes 133 amino acids. NCBI's taxonomy places the organism in Eukaryota, Viridiplantae, Streptophyta, Magnoliopsida, Poales, Poaceae.
CUUGCUCCUGCUCUUCGCUUCCUCCUCCGCCUUCGUUCCCCUCCCAGCACACUAGUAGCCAUGGCCGGAAGAGGCAAGGCGAUCGGCUCUGCCGCCGCCAAGAAGGCCACCUCCAGGAGCUCCAAGGCCGGGCUCCAGUUCCCCGUCGGCAGGAUCGCGCGGUUCCUCAAGGCCGGCAAGUACGCCGAGCGCGUCGGCGCCGGCGCCCCCGUCUACCUCGCCGCCGUGCUCGAGUACCUCGCCGCCGAGGUUCUCGAGCUGGCCGGGAACGCCGCCAGGGACAACAAGAAGACCCGCAUCGUGCCGCGCCACAUCCAGCUCGCUGUCCGCAACGACGAGGAGCUCUCACGCCUGCUCGGCAUGGUCACCAUCGCCAACGGUGGAGUCAUGCCCAACAUCCACAACCUGCUCCUCCCCAAGAAGUCCGGUGGCUCCAAGGCUGCCCCUGCCGACGACGAGUAGUUUACAUCAUGUCUCCCUGUGAUGAUAGCUGUAUCACCGUGUGUUCUAGUCAUGCCUUAGUGUUCUGCUUAGGAGUAUUUAGGUUAUGUAUCUGCCGCUUGUUAUUACUGCUUCUAAACUAGAUGUGCUUCCGUGUGGACAAGGAUUACUUGCUCUGUAAUUCUUUGUGAUGUUCUAUAAAAGUUGGACCUAUGGAUAUGACUUACU